UGUCACGUUGUUUAUCCACUUGAAAAUCUUUAGAAGAGCCGAAAAAUUGAGAAUGGGAAGAGUUCUUCUGGAAGUUUGCGUGGACAGCGUCGAGUCGGUUCGAGAGGCGGCCAAAGGAGGCGCCGGCAGAAUUGAAUUGUGUUCAGCUCUGAGCGAAGGCGGUUUGACGCCCACAGUUGGACUCUUGCGGACUGUGAAGCAGAUUAUUGAGCCGAAGAUUCCCGUCUUCGCGAUGCUGCGUCCGCGGAGGGGUAACGACUUCUGCUUCAGCGACGAUGAGAUGGCAGUGAUGCUGCUGGACUUGGAAGUCCUGAAAGAGGCUGGCGCUGAUGGAUUUGUCUUCGGCGCUCUCACUGAGCGUGGAGAGAUUGACAUUCCCAACUGCCGGAGGAUCAUUCAGGCCGCCGGGAGUCUUCCAGUCACAUUCCACCGGGCAUUUGAUGUCACAGAAGAGGCGAAGAGUGCGGAAACUUGCGCGCAAAUUGCCGAUCUUGGCUUUUGUAGGCUUUUGACCAGUGGCUUCCGGACAUCUGCUGAAGAGGGAAUGCAGAGGAUCAAGUUGCUCAAUGAGAAAUUCCGGCAAAGACUGGUGAUCAUGCCGGGAGCUGGAGUGACUGAUAAGAAUGCAAAGAAGAUAAUCGACGAGACUGAUUGUCAGGAAAUUCACGCUUCUGCGCGACUUCCCAAGAGCCAAGAAACAUCUGAAAUCCCCAUGGGAAGCGCCUCCAGUCUGGAGCCUCUCUUGGUCACGAGCAGCAGCGUCGUGGAGCGAAUAGUGAAAAACUUACAAAUGUGAUUCGUAGAUAUAUUUUUUUCAUUUCUCUUGGAUAAAAUUGUUAAAUGUGUCAUUACAAAAUUUGUUAAAUUACUUCCACAAAAAUUGAUAAAUUACUUGCAUAUUUUAACUUCUCCACUUUUAUGUAGGUAUUUUUUACAAUUCUCAAUUUUUUCUUCGUUUUACUCUCCGCAUAACAGAUUAAUAUUUUGUAUCUUUUUCCUUUCUUUCUCAUUCAAACUCAGGGGCUCAAAAUAGGGUACAAAAAAUUAAGUUCCAUUCCUUGAAGCAUUCUCAAUCUCUGAACUUUUCUAUAUCUUGAUUUCAUUACAUUUAUAUAUUCUGUA
Molecule: messenger RNA, 1122 nt
Organism: Phlebotomus argentipes
Lineage: Eukaryota; Metazoa; Arthropoda; Insecta; Diptera; Psychodidae
Product: copper homeostasis protein cutC homolog
Exons: 2
Coding region: 53-796 (247 amino acids)
Molecular function (GO): copper ion binding
Source: RefSeq, a predicted model, not a curated record